CCCAUACACGUAACAGCCACCAGCAACGGCAAACGCUCGAUGUAAAAUAAAUAAAACUCACACGCUGAGAUGAGUAGACAGCGAGAGUUGAACAAAUUUGUCAAGAGUUAAAACUCAAGUGGAUGUAGUGGGAGUCAAAUAGUAAGUUCGAAGUUCUGAGUGCUGAGUGAGGCUGUAGUGCUCGCUGAGCACAUUUACAGCUGCUGGGGGUGUUGCUACCACACUUGAGUGAGGUUGUCAAGUGAAAUUUACUGAGCACUUUUGGACCACUUUUGUGUCACGGCUAAAUGGGAAAAUUACUUCCAAAUGCAUGUAUGCUAUCUGCGCUUGUAUGAGUGUAAGUGCACGACUCGUAAUCAUAACAAAAAUAUCAAUAACAAUGAAAACAAUAACAAACACUUAAAACAGCGUGAGCUUGGUGAGGGCUGCGAGGGCUGCUGCGAUGGCGUUUACUUGCCGGCCUGAUCGCGCUCUUUUUCCAUUCUAUUAAAAUAAAAUUGAAAAAAAAGUGUGCGCAUCGAGUUUUUUCUUCUCAACUUUACAGAAUUACUUAUUAUUUGUAAAAUUAUAUUAUUCAUUCAUUCUUUCAUUUCCCUAACAUUGGCGACGUGUGUAUGUAUGUAGUCGGUGUAGUCGAUGUGGUGCUGUGUUGCUGUAGCCGCCACUGCCACCCUCACCACGAACGCCCUCCAGUUGUGUGUACAGGUUUUCUGCUGUUUUUGUUGGCUACGGCUACCGUUGUCGCUGUCACUGCCACUGCCACUACCGUCGCUGGCUGGUUGGUUGGUUAGUUGGUUGUUUCGCUGUUUUGUUGUUUAUGUUGAGCGUGUGUGCGGCUGAUUGACUAAAUGACUGAAUGCUUGGAAAAUAAAAUCAACAUGACGCACUCAAGUGUCAAGUUAAUAUGCGAUUGUUGCUCGUUACGGUCACAUCGGGCAGCAUUACGGUGCCGUUUAGUCAAGAACAACGUAGCGUAGCUUUACCGGUUUACUUGCGGUUUGAAACGGUCGGUUGUGAUUAGGCAAACAGUCGUCGGGAGACUAUCCGUCGGUUGAGCAGUUCGACAGGCCGGAAUAGUUAAGGAAUGGCUUAACACCGGAUACAGCAAUUUAUAACAAAAAACAAAAAAAAAAAAUUAUAAUAAUAACAAAAAAAAAAAAACGAAAACAAAAAGAAAAACCAAAAAGGUUAUAUUGGUGGUGAUAGUGACAGUUGCAAAAUGUAACCAAAAAAAGUUCAUCGAAUUCAACUUCAGCAGGCCAUAUCUCAAGCCACAUCGUCCACCUAAGCGUAAAAACCAAAGAGUUAAAUAUAAUUUUUAAGCAAAAAAAAAAAAAAUUUUAAAUUUAAAUAUGAUAAAAAAAAUGUGUCAAUAACCUAAAUUAAGAAAAUGCGUUAAAUAAAAUAUUUAAAAAAUAUAUACAUAUAUUUCAACUAUCCACCUGGAAAGAAUCUCAAACUUGCCAAAAACAGCAUCACUUCAAAUAUCAACGCUAUUUAUAACGAACACCGAAAACAAAAACACGAAAUGAUUGGUGAUACAGCGGAGAAUAUUGGCGAACACGCCUGGACAAAAUUGCUCGACGAUAAGGACAGCAUUGGCAAUAAUGCAGCCAUUGUGAAAACGGCACGUAUUUCCGAGGUGGAUUUUCAAAAGCGCAGCACCAAAGAUAGCAGUCCACUGCCACUCGAGCGCUUGAAAGGCAAUUGCAGUAACCUGAGUAGCGCGGAUGGCGGUGGCGACAGUGGUGGUGGUGGCGGUGGAAGCAAUCCACCAGCCGAUGGUGUUGGUGGUGAAAAUAAAUCACAAUUAACCCGCAAAGGAUCUCUACUUGGCUCAUUCCAUAAACAACUAAGACGUUCUUUGAAAGCUGUUAGCGAAUCACCCGGCCCACUAACGAGGUAAGUGGUGCUAAUUGUUUUAAUUAUUUAUUUAUUUUUUAACGGAAAAUAUUAAGUAUGUAAGUAAUGUGAGUCAUAUGAGUAUGCUAAAAAUAAACAGUUACUGCAGUUUUAAGGAAAUUCAAGGCUCCUCAUGCACAUUUUUCCAUAUUAAAAAUAUGAAAUCUGAUAUCUUAACUUCAAAAAUAGUUUUAAAUGUUUUUCUUUUUUAUCUGUUUGUAGUAUAAGUGCCCACAUGGUUGUGAAUUCGUGAGUUUAUCAUAGCACUUGUACACAUUUCUUCUAGCUAAAUUCACGAUUUAUAUGGCCUAAUCAUGUAUUCUAAGCAUCACUAAAGUCCAUUAUGUUUUAUAUUAUUCCCCUUAGAAUUAACAGUGUUUUAAUUGCCUUGACGCCGAUUGUAAUGACCAAAACGUAUUGGCACUUACAACUGCCGUUUUUAUGAUUUUGACAAUAAAGUUAUUGCAUUAAAUUUCUUCGAAAAAUCUAUGUAUUUUCGUCAUACGUGGGAAGGUCGAAAAGUUCGGGGAAUGGAGUGGUUAGAGAAGAGGGGCUGAUGUUUGAGUCGUAAGCAUUACUGGGCGAGUCAAUACAACGGUAAAUACUUAGUUUUGAAAGUUUUUGUAUGUAAUAAAAAAAAAUAACAGUCAGAAAAUGGAGUUUCGUUUCACACAAGUUUCCCACUAACGAAAGAAAAAAAUUGCAGAGCCGUAUGGAAGAGAUGUCAUCUUUUAAUGGAUAUUCUUGUCCAGGAAAGGCAAUGUGUAGGUGACAUGAUCCAUUUAUGCAAGAUAGAGAGUCAAUUGAAGACGAGAAAUGGUCGAAGUCGGUGGAUUGAGAUGACGUCCAUCAAUAAUGUUGAUAAAUGAAAAAGUUUGCUCUUGCAGAAGCGCGUUUGAAAAAGAAAGAAAC
Molecule: messenger RNA, 2814 nt
Organism: Anastrepha ludens (Mexican fruit fly)
Lineage: Eukaryota; Metazoa; Arthropoda; Insecta; Diptera; Tephritidae
Exons: 2
Coding region: 1529-1906 (125 amino acids)
Source: RefSeq, a predicted model, not a curated record